AGACAGCAGAGCCUCAGGAGGCUCUGGCCGCUGAGAAAGAUGAGAAGAGGAGACACGCCCCUUUUACAGCAGGAGUCAAGUCCUUGCUUGGGAAAGAACAUGCCUCGUCAAUUCCCGAAGGUCACUCUGAGUGAGGCAGAUGAGGUGAAACAAAUGCUAGCAGAGCAAGUAUAUGCAUCAGCGCUAAAGGAAGAAGACCACAAGGAUGCCUUAUCACUAUUCACCAUGCCUGAGGAUUGCCCGAUUGGCCUACAACAAGCCAAGGAGCAUGAACUGCUCAAGGAGCUGGCCGAGCAACAGUCGGAGGAGAGCACUAAGAGAAGGCAAAGCUUGAAGAUGAUUCGUUCCCAGUCAAUGUCCCUGCAGAUCCCAGGGAAUACAGAUUUGACGCGGUCAGUGACAGUCACGCCAUACAUGACCCCAAGCUCCACCUGCUCAUCGGUGCAAGAAAACAGCCCGGAAUACCAGAGGGUCACUAUAAGUGGGGACUACUGUGCUGGAAUAACAGUGGAGGAUUAUGAACAGGCAGCCAAAAGUUUGUUUAAGGCUCUGCUUAUUCGUGAGAAAUACUCAAAGCUAGCCUAUCACAAAUUCUGCAGAACCACAGCCAAGUUCCUCCGCAGCACUGAGAACAUCAAAUGGAGCGAAGAAGACGACGUCCUACCAGAUAUGUGCCAAUGUCCAAAAGAUGGGGAGGAUCCGUACAGCAUGGAGAACAUCCCGGAGAAUCUGAACUAUGAGCUGAAGAUGAAGAAUGGGAUAGUCAACGUGUAUGACGAUGCCGAGGCUCUGAGAGAAAACCAUCCCCAUGACUUACCCUACCCAGACUUAGAGACGUUUGCCAUAGACCUUGGUCAAGUGCUGGCAAUGAUUGCAGAUGGACCCACAAAGACCUACUGUCACAGACGACUUAAUUUCUUGGCCUCGAAGUUCUACCUCCAUGAAAUGCUCAAUGAGAUGGCUGAGCUAAAGGAACUCAAAAGUGUGCCUCAUAGAGAUUUCUACAAUGUUAGGAAGGUGGACACGCAUAUUCAUGCAGCUGCCUGCAUGUCUCAGAAACACCUGCUGACCUUCAUCCAGGAAACAUAUAAGACUGAUUCUGACCGUGUGGUGUUAGAAAAGGAUGGACAAAAGUUGACCCUCAAGCAGGUUUUCCACUGUCUCAAUAAGGACCCCUAUGACCUUACUGUGGACUCUCUGGAUGUACAUGCUGGGAGACAUACCUUCCACCGGUUUGAUAAAUUCAAUUCAAAGUAUAAUCCAGUGGGAGCCAGUGAACUACGAGAAAUCUUCCUGAAAACAGACAACUACAUGAAUGGAGAGUAUUUUGCAAGCAUCAUAAAGGAAGUGGCCCACGACCUGGAGGGGAGUAAGUACCAGCAUGCAGAGCCACGUGUCUCCAUCUACGGGCGCUCUCCAGAGGAGUGGGACAGUCUGUCCAAGUGGUUUAUCAACCACAAAGUGUACUCUCCAAACAUGAGGUGGAUCAUUCAAGUGCCCAGAAUAUAUGAUAUUUUUAAGGAGAAGAAGCUGGUACCUAAUUUUUCCAAGAUGCUGGAGAACAUAUUCCUUCCUCUAUUUGAGGCCACUGUUAACCCACAGAAGCACAAACACCUCAAUGUCUUCCUCCAAUAUGUGUCAGGCUUUGACAGUGUAGACGAUGAGUCCAAACACAGCGAUCACAUGUUCUCCUUCAGGAGCCCAAAGCCUGAAGAUUGGACCACAGAUGACAACCCCCCCUACAGCUACUACAUCUUCCACAUGUACGCAAACAUCAUGGUUCUCAACAACCUCAGAAAAGAGCGAGGACUGAGCACCUUCCAGUUCCGCCCCCACUGCGGAGAAGCUGGAUCGAUCACUCACCUGGUCUCUGCCUUCCUCACGUCAGACAACAUCUCACAUGGACUCAACUUGAAGAAGAGCCCGGUGCUGCAGUACCUGUACUACCUGGCCCAGGUGCCAAUUGCAAUGUCUCCACUCAGCAACAACAGCCUGUUCCUGGAAUACUCCAAAAAUCCUCUCCGAGAGUUUCUGCACAAAGGCCUGUGUGUGUCUCUGUCCACAGAUGACCCCAUGCAGUUCCACUACACGAAGGAACCACUGAUGGAAGAGUACGCUAUUGCAGCUCAGCUCUGGAAACUCAGCACCUGUGAUGUAUGUGAGAUAGCCAGAAACAGUGUGCUGCAAAGUGGACUGUCUCACCAGGAUAAGUGCCACUUCUUAGGAGUGAACUAUCUGAAAGACGGACCUGAAGGGAACGAUAUCCGCAGGAGCAACGUCGCGCAGAUCCGCAUGGCCUACAGACACGAUACGCUAUGCAAUGAACUCAGCUUCAUAGCGGAUGCAGUGAAGUCUGAUGCUAUGAACUCCCAGUAUGAUUAAAACGGACCUCACAUUAGACAGAAUCCAAGCAUGCUGAGUUCUCAGUAAUCACAUUUAACUUCAUUUUGAAAAGGGCCAAAGGGUACCUGUGAUGAUAAAAUGAAACUAUAAUAUCCUUACAAUUUAGCAACAAUUCUUAGCCUGUGACAAGUUGAUUAGCAGCAUGCUUUGGAUGACUCAUGGCACUUUGGUCCUCAAAGGUUUAGACAAAACCGUUUGAGGGCCAAGCCCACUAUGUAUACGCAAUUGUAACUUGCACUUUAUUUUAUGAAGGGGGUUAUGUCAUAGAAACGUACAGUUGACAUUUAUUUUAAGUUACUGUAUACACUGUACAUCAGACACGAGAACACUUAAGGUUGAGAGAGCAUUACUCAAAGCUUGGGGAGACUCUGGGGAGAUAACAGAUGAUGUCUGGUACAUUUCCUCUGUCUCACUUAAAUAGCCUGUCUUAAAAUGAUUUGGAAAGAUAUCAAUAUUUGUUUUUUGGGAGAUUUCCAAAGAGACAAGUCCCUUUUAAUGCUUGAAGUUGUUGUUGAAAUGCUGCAUUAACACAUGUGUUUGUUAUAUAAAGCACUAUACUAAAAUGAA
Gymnodraco acuticeps is the source of this 2970-nucleotide messenger RNA. RefSeq names its product AMP deaminase 3-like. Gene Ontology annotation, molecular function: AMP deaminase activity. NCBI's taxonomy places the organism in Eukaryota, Metazoa, Chordata, Actinopteri, Perciformes, Bathydraconidae. Gene Ontology annotation, biological process: IMP salvage; AMP metabolic process. The transcript has 16 exons. The coding region runs from base 40 to 2382 and encodes 780 amino acids. The record is from RefSeq and is a predicted model, not a curated record. Gene Ontology annotation, cellular component: cytosol.